AAACUGAAACUGAUUAAUAACUGAAGUGAUUUGUUAUUGGUCUUAAACGCAGCCCAGUAACGUAACUCCCCGCCCACUUUUUAACGUUACACAGCUCAGAAAUGUUACGUUUGUGUCGUUGAAUGUGAAAUGUUAUCACUCGACUGAAUGGGCGGUAUCAGUGGUUAUCAGCUGAUACAUAUGGGCCAGAUGGGGGCUGUUAUCAUCCAUCCAGAUGGCUAAUAUCCCAUUCAAAUACAAGAGGAGACUCCAGAAUCCAAUCCCAGAGGAAUCCAGAACGUCUCCUGGAUAACGUGCUGACGUUGCGCUAUUUCACGCCAGAUAUUUUCUUUCCCGCAUUGAUAUUUCACUCACUGUCAGGACACACCUGCGUCAAAGGCUGUGAGGUAAUGUCUUAUCAGUCUAAUAAAGGGUCAGAUAGUACAGGAGGCGUGGACUCGAUGUGAACCGAUACAAGAGCCCCUGUGAAAUGACUAAAACACCACAGAUGACACGGAGCAGAGACUCAUGUGGACACAGCAAAUUUAGAUUCAGACCAAACUGAAGCUGAAUUAAAAAUGAAGAAAGUCAUAAGUAAAAACCCUCCAGUGGACGGCGCAGAUAAAAAGACAUCAUCACAUAAAGAUGCUGACAGCAUGAGUGUCGGCGAUAAAAAACAAGAGAAGGCUAUGAGCAUCGGGUUCUUUCAGAUGUUCCGCUUCGCCACAUUCAAGGAAAUCGUGAUGAUGAUUGUAGGAAGCGUUUGCUCUCUCAUCCACGGCGCCGCGGCUCCUCUCAUGCUGCUUGUCUACGGCAUGAUGACAAACACGUUUGUGUCCUAUGAGCUGGAGAUACAGGAACUGGCCGACCCCAACAAAACGUGUACCAACAACACAGUGACAUGGCUGAAUGGAUCUGUGGUGGAGAAGCUGGACAACAGCACCGUCUUCUGUGGUGUGGACAUCGAGUCUGAAAUGACCAUGUUUGCAUAUUACUACGUCGGUAUUGGAGUCGCAGUCCUGAUCCUUAGUUACUUUCAGAUCGCUCUGUGGGUGUCAGCCGCAGCCAGCCAGAUUCAACGAAUCAGGAAAAGGUACUUUAGGAAAAUCAUGCGAAUGGAGAUCGGCUGGUUUGACUGCAACUCCGUCGGCGAGCUGAACACAAGGAUUUCUGAUGACAUCAAUAAAAUCAACAAUGCCAUAGCAGACCAGGUGUCCAUCUUCAUCGAGAGGCUGUCCACAUUCAUCUUUGGGUUCCUGGUGGGAUUUAUUGGAGGAUGGAAGCUGACGCUAGUGGUGAUAGCAGUGAGUCCUCUCAUCGGAUUGGCUGCUGGACUCAUGGCUAUGGCCGUGGCGAGGCUGACGGGCCGUGAAUUGAAGGCGUACGCGAAAGCCGGCGCAGUCGCAGAUGAAGUUCUCUCAUCCAUCAGAACAGUGGCUGCAUUUGGAGGAGAGCAGAAAGAGACAGAGAGGUAUGAUAAGAAUCUGGUAGAAGCUCAGACGUGGGGUAUUAAGAAGGGAGCGAUCAUCGGAGUGUUUCAGGGAUACCUCUGGUGUAUUAUAUUCCUGUGUUACGCUCUCGCUUUCUGGUACGGAUCUAAACUGGUCAUUGAAACCAAAGAGCUCUCACCCGGCAGUCUCGUCCAGGUGUUUUUUGGUGUUCUCAUGGGGGCUAUGAAUCUGGGCCAAGCGUCUCCGUGUCUAGAAGCCUUUGCUUCGGGUCGGGCUGCAGCCAAGAGUAUUUUUGACACAAUUGACAGGGAACCAGAAAUCGAUUGCUUCUCAGAGGAGGGCCAUAAAUUAGACAAAGUUAAAGGCGACAUUGAAUUCCACAGCGUUGACUUCAACUAUCCCACUCGACCUGAUGUAAAAAUAUUAAAUGAUUUAAACGUUGUGGUCAAAGCUGGCGAGACAACUGCAUUUGUUGGUUCGAGUGGAUCUGGAAAAAGCACAACCAUUCAACUCAUCCAGCGGUUCUAUGACCCAAAAGAAGGAAUGGUCACUCUAGAUGGUCAAGACAUCAGAAGUCUGAACAUCCAGUGGCUGCGUUCUCUUAUCGGUAUAGUGGAACAAGAGCCGGUUCUGUUUGCCACCACCAUCGCUGAGAACAUCCGAUACGGCCGUGAAGGAGUCACUAUGGAGGAGAUUAUACAGGCCUGCAAAGAAGCCAACGCUUACAACUUCAUCAUGGAUCUACCUCAGAAAUUUGACACAUCAGUGGGAGAGGGUGGAGGACAGAUGAGCGGAGGACAGAAGCAGAGGAUCGCCAUCGCUCGAGCGCUGGUCCGCAAUCCCAGAAUCCUCCUGUUGGACAUGGCCACGUCAGCGCUGGAUAAUGAAAGUGAAGCUAUAGUUCAAGAGGCCUUGGACCAGGCUCGCCAGGGCAGAACAACCAUUAGUAUCGCACAUCGUCUGUCUACGAUCCGUAACGCUGAUGUGAUCGUGGGCUUCGAGCACGGGCGAGCCGUAGAGAGAGGCUCACAUCAUCAGCUCAUGGACAGAAAGGGAGUUUAUUUUACUCUAGUCACCCUCCAGAAUCAAGGCAACGAUUCAGCCAAUGAGAAAUCAGAGAACAUUACUGAGGUCGUUUCUGAUGAAGUUGUGCUUGAGAAAGUGGGAAGCUUCAGCAGAGGAAGUUAUGAGAGUGUCUUAAGGCGCUCAUUGAAACGGAGAUCUCAGUCCCUUGUGUCUAACGGCAUCAGCGACCCCAUAUCUGGAAAAUUAAGAUUCGGCUCUGAUAAUUUUGAAGUGGAGGACCGGGAUGUGAAAGAAGAGGAGAGCAAAGUUGCAUCAAAAGACAACAUCGCACCGGCGGCUGUCACACGCAUUCUGAAGUACAAUCGUCCCGAGUGGCCGUACAUGCUGAUGGGAUCCAUCGGUGCCGCCAUCAAUGGAUCUGUCAACCCUGUUUAUGCUCUCUUGUUCAGCCAAAUACUUGGGACGUUUUCCAUUCAAGAUCUGGAUGAACAGAGACGACAGAUCGAUGGGAUUUGUAUUCUGUUUGCUCUCGUGGGAGUGAUCAGCUUCUUCUCACAAUUCUUACAGGGCUACGCAUUUGCUAAGUCGGGAGAACUGUUGACCAGUCGCUUGAGAAAGGUGGGCUUUCAGGCGAUGCUGAGACAAGAGAUCGGCUGGUUUGAUGACCCCAUGAACAGCCCUGGUGCUCUGACCACCAGACUGGCUAGUGAUGCCUCUAUGGUGCAGGGGGCUACAGGUUCACAGAUCGGCAUGGUCGUAAACUCGCUGACAAACAUUGGAGCGUCGUUCAUCAUUGCCUACUACUUCAGCUGGAAACUGAGUCUGGUGGUCACCUGCUUUCUGCCUCUGAUCGGACUCUCUGGAGUCGUUCAGGCCAAAAUGUUGACAGGAUUUGCUAAUGAAGACAAGGAAGCUCUGGAGGCUGCUGGACAGGUCUCCAGUGAAGCUCUGAGUAACAUCAGGACCAUCGCUGGUUUGGCUAAAGAGAAGCAGUUUGUGUCUCAGUAUGAAUGUCAGCUGAAGGCUCCGUAUGAAGCAGCAAAGAAGAAAGCUCAUGUUUAUGGGAUCUGUUUCGCCUUCGCCCAGUGUGUCAUAUUCAUGGCCUACGCUGCUUCAUUUAGAUACGGUGGAUAUCUGGUGGGUAAUGAAGGCCUUUCAUACAUGAUUGUGUUCAGAGUGAUUUCAGCUCUGGUGAUCAGUGGCACAGCUCUCGGAAGAGCUUCAUCUUUCACACCCGAUUACGUGAAGGCCAAGAUCGCUGCGGCUCAGAUCUUCAAACUACUGGACAGAAUCCCCAAUAUAAGCAUCAGCGACACAGAUGGACAACGAUGGGAGGAUUUUAAAGGUAAAGUGGAGUUUAAUGGCUGCAAGUUCACGUAUCCCAGCAGGCCGGACGUCCAGGUGUUGAGAGGACUGAAGGUGUCGGUCAGUCCGGGUCAGACUCUUGCGUUUGUGGGCAGCAGUGGAUGUGGAAAGAGCACCAGCGUUCAGCUCAUGCAACGAUUCUACGAUCCAGAUGAAGGUCAAGUGCUGAUUGACGGACGUCCAUCUGACAGUAUCUGCGUGCCCUUCCUGAGGUCUCAGAUUGGUAUCGUAUCCCAGGAGCCCGUGCUGUUUGACUGCAGUAUAGCAGAAAACAUUCAGUAUGGGGAUCAUUCUCGACCCGUCAGUAUGGAGGAGAUUGUCGAAGCUUCUAAAAAGGCAUAUCUGCAUGAUUUUGUGAUGACGCUGCCUGACAAAUAUGAAACUCAGGUCGGCGCUCAGGGCUCUCAGCUGUCCCGUGGACAGAAGCAGCGUAUAGCCAUCGCCCGGGCCAUCGUAAGAAACCCCAAGAUUCUGCUGCUGGAUGAAGCCACAUCUGCAUUAGAUACUGAGAGCGAGAAGACGGUUCAGGCGGCACUGGACAAGGCUCGACAGGGACGCACGUGUAUCGUCAUCGCUCACAGACUCUCCACCAUUCAGUCGGCUGACAUCAUUGCUGUGAUGUCACAGGGCGAGGUCAUCGAACAAGGAACUCACGAAGAGCUGAUGGCCAAGAAAGGGGCUUAUUAUAAACUCGUGACAACAGGGGCAACUCUUAGUUAAAAAUAAAUGAAGCGUCACCAAACACUUUCAGACACUCCCUCCGCCUGCUACUCCAACAAUUCUUUUUAUCGCUGCUUAUGUUUUAAUGCAGCAGACAUCAUGAACCAGUAAUAGUUUCUUUUGAUGAGUAUUUAUCUCAUCAGUCAGGAGAACGUCCUUCAUUUACUUUAUUAUUAUUAUUAUGUGUUUUAUAUUGCACUUCGACGCGCAGUUCAAGAGUGAUUCAUGAUCCUGGAUGACCUCUAUACUGAAUAUAUUUUUAAAGAAGCAACUGUCAAUCAAAUAUUUGAGAAUGGUGUUAUCCAAACGUCUAAUACGUUCUGUAAAGUCUGUAUUGUAUUGUAUUGUAGUGAAGUGUGUGUUGUGUUGUGUUCAUGCACUAAGCAGAUAUGCUGUCCUUGAACUGUUGUCAGGACUGAUAGCAUGUUCUUAAUCACUGAUAACUUAUUUUUUAGUUAAUGUUUGCUGAAGCGUUAUAUCAUCAACGCUUUAGGUGUUUUGGUUUUGUCAACUAUUUGUCUACACACACAAAAAAAAACCUCACAAUAUCUUUGAUCUGUUUAUAUUGAAUUUUAGAGACACUAGGAGGACACUCACAAAUCUGAUCAACUCAAGUUUGAAACAAAUUUAUGAAUAAGGAAUAAAGGGGCAAAAAGUGAUUGGUACCAACAAAACAUCAUUUUAAUGAUUUACAUCUUUCUUUUCCAUAUAAAAAUAAUAACUAAAAA
This is a messenger RNA of Triplophysa dalaica, 5269 nucleotides long. RefSeq names its product ATP-binding cassette, sub-family B (MDR/TAP), member 11a (gene abcb11a). NCBI's taxonomy places the organism in Eukaryota, Metazoa, Chordata, Actinopteri, Cypriniformes, Nemacheilidae. Gene Ontology annotation, biological process: transmembrane transport. Gene Ontology annotation, cellular component: membrane. The coding region runs from base 558 to 4541 and encodes 1327 amino acids. Gene Ontology annotation, molecular function: ATP binding; ATP hydrolysis activity; ABC-type transporter activity. The record is from RefSeq and is a predicted model, not a curated record. The transcript has 29 exons.